Copidosoma floridanum is the source of this 2793-nucleotide messenger RNA. RefSeq names its product exocyst complex component Sec15 (gene Sec15). Lineage: Eukaryota; Metazoa; Arthropoda; Insecta; Hymenoptera; Encyrtidae. Gene Ontology annotation, cellular component: membrane; exocyst. The record is from RefSeq and is a predicted model, not a curated record. Gene Ontology annotation, biological process: Golgi to plasma membrane transport; exocytosis; intracellular protein transport.
UUCACUGAAUUUCACACCAGUAUUCUAAGUAGUUGAAAUUUUAAUCGAGUUUUUAAUAUACUUACAAGUUUUAGUUUUAACGAUACUGUCAAAAUCUACCAGUACAGGCAUAUAUCAUUUCAUCAUCCUUUAAAAUGCAGCAGCUGGACCUUCUCAUCCAGGAGAUCGAAAGUAUCGACGACUACCUAGGCCCGACCUUCAGAGCAAUUUAUGAUGGAAAUGAACACCAAAAGUUUAUGGAAAAGUUGGAUGAGAGAGUCAAGAGCCAUGACAAAGAGAUUGAAAGGAUGUGCAAUCUUCAUUACCAAGGGUUCAUUGAUUCUAUUCGGGAAUUAAUUCAAGUUCGAUCUCAAGCUCAAGAGCUUAAGGCAAAAAUUUUAGAUUUAGAUGAAAAGAUAGAUGCAACCAUUAGCAAAGUGAUUGAAAAGAAGGAAGAGCUAGUGAAAGCUAGAAAAGUAGAAAAUAAUAUGGCUGCAGCUGUUGAUAGCCUAACAAUGUGUCUUCCAGUUUUAUCUGCCUAUGCAAAAUUACAAAAACAGUUAAAGGAUAAGAGAUAUUAUCCCGCUCUCAAGACCUUGGAGCUUCUUGAAAAACAAGACUUGCCAAAAGUAAAAAAUUAUAGAUUUUCAGCUCAAAUUAUCCAAAAAAUUCCUUUAUUGAGGGAAAAUAUAAAGGAUGCAUCAAUGACAGAUUUACGGGACUUUUUGGAAAAUAUCAGGAAAUAUUCUCCAAAAAUAGGAGAAGUAGCCAUGAGACACGUAAGACAUUUAUUCUUUAAAAAAAAGCGGUUAUAUCCGUUCGUUAAUUUAAAAUUAUGUAAACUUACAGACAGCUGAGCAAUUGGAAAGAGAAGCUGAAAUAACGGUGAAGAGGAAGAGCUCAGUGCUCAAGAUCUCAUGGAUUUCAGUCCUGUUUAUCGAUGUAUGCACAUUUACACUGUUCUUGAAGAAGUAGAAACUUUUAAGGCUUAUUACAGGCAGCAAAGACAACAACAAGCGAGGCUUGUUUUACAGCCACCAAUAAAUAUGCAUGAAAGCUUAGCUGAGUACCAAUCCUACAUUCACAGUGUUGUUGGCUUCUUUGUUGUUGAAGAUCAUAUUUUAAAUACGGGUAACGGUCUAACUACUCGCUCAUAUUUAGAAGAACUUUGGUCAAUGGCUCUUUCAAAAAUUGUUAAUGCUUUGAGAACCCAUUCUGCUUACUGUACGGAUGCUACUCUGAUAUUGAAAAUAAAAAAUUUGAUAAUGUUGUUUAAUACUACUCUUAGGAAUUACGGAUAUUCAGUUGGUCAAUUAUUUGAAUUACUCCAAGAGAUCCGAGUUCACUACAAUGAAGUGCUGAUGCAGCAUUGGGUUCAAAUAUUUCGUGAUAUAUUAGAUGAAGAUAAUUUCUUACCGAUUCAGGUAAAUACUCAAGAGGAGUAUGACAAAAUUCUCACCUCUUUUCCAUAUCAAGAUGAAGAGCUACAAAAAGCACAAUUUCCGAAAAAAUUUCCAUUUUCGCCCAUGGUGCCAAAGGUGUAUCAUCAAGUAAAGGAAUUUAUUUACGCGUGCUUAAAAUUUUCGGAAGACUUGAAUCUUUCAAAAACAGAAAUCGAUGAAAUGAUUUGCAAAUCAACAAAUUUGCUGCUGACACGAACUUUUAGCGGCUGCUUAUCGUCUUUGUUCCGCAAGCCAUCAUUAGCGCUUUUGCAAGUAAUCCAAAUUAUUAUAAAUACUGGGUACCUCGAAAAAUCUACCAAGUAUUUAGAGGAAUUUGUCUGCAAUAUUACAGGAACCCCUCACGAAGGUCAAUUGACUACAGGUAAUUUAAAAACGGCAAUGUUUAAAGUAGCAAAGGAUGACGCUGAGAAGCAAAUAUGCGAAAAAUUGAAGCAGAAACUUGACGAGUUUCUUGAGCUUGAAAAUUACGAUUGGAAUCUAGCCGAGCCGCAAGGUCAUGCUUCGGGCUUUAUCACCGAUCUUAUUACUUUUUUGCAAAGCACAUUUACAUGUUUUACAAAUCUACCAGUCAUUGCACAGGUAGCUUGCAAAUCAGCUUGUUCUCAUAUCGCGAAAUCUGUUUUGGCUAUUUUAAUCAGUGAAGAUAUUAAACAAAUUUCAAUGGGUGCUCUUCAACAAGUUAAUUUAGAUACGAUACAAUGCGAACAAUUUGCCGCUUCCGAGCCCAUUGUAGGGCUACCAGAGGGGUCAUUAUUACAAGAGUUUGCGCAAUUAAGACAGUUACUCGAUUUGUUCAUGAGUUGGGACUGGCCUACUUAUUUUCAUGACUACAUAAACGAGUCUAGCAAAUAUAAUUUAGUAACGCCGCAAAUGGCUGUUAUUUUGCUUGAAAAGCUAAGAGAAUCAGAUAAGAAAACAGUAUUUUCCGUGUUAAAAAAGAGUGAAAGGGAUAAAAAAAAGUUGCUAGAAACUGUGUUAAAACAGUUGAGGCAGCUGGCACAACACACUCAAUAGUGAAACUUUUUUAAGACGAAAAAACUGUAAAUAUGUAUAAUAGAAUGUGAACGGUGUUAUUAAUUUAUUGCCGAUAAAUUGUUUGAGAUUGAUUACUUACUGCAUAAUCAUAUUUUAUCAACAGUUAUUGCGUAAACAGUGCCUUAACGCGUUUUGAUACUAUUUGUUUGUAUAUUACACAAAUGAGAGGAAAAAUUAUUUUAUUUUUAAGCUUUUUUUAAGUAUAUUUAUCAUUUCAAAGUUUUUUUUGUUAUAUAAUAAUGGUAUUAAUUUACAUGUUCAUUACGUGUCAUAUAUUGUACAAUAUUUGAAAAGAAAACUGUACAUUGGACAAUGU